This is a messenger RNA of Bolinopsis microptera, 1974 nucleotides long. RefSeq lists its product as uncharacterized. The record is from RefSeq and is a predicted model, not a curated record. Gene Ontology annotation, cellular component: BLOC-3 complex. Gene Ontology annotation, biological process: vesicle-mediated transport. Gene Ontology annotation, molecular function: guanyl-nucleotide exchange factor activity. NCBI's taxonomy places the organism in Eukaryota, Metazoa, Ctenophora, Tentaculata, Lobata, Bolinopsidae.
AUGAGAUGUCUCUGUGCGAUAGACAGCAUUGGCAACGACGUCAUCUUCCUCAACUGUGACAGUGAAUUCAACACCUACCUCCAAAAAGAAGCAGUGAAACUUUUUGGUGAUGACUAUGUCGCAGCGGACACAACCACACCUGAUAUAAACGUAGCAACAAUCUUCUUCCUCCCCUUCACCACCAUCCAGAACAAACAACACCAGCAGAACAACCCACUCAACUCUGUUCUCUGUCAGGAUGGUUUAAAAGUGGCUCUCCACCGCUUUGACAAUAUUGAUGUGGUGGCUGUAGACAGCGAUUCGAGUAGCAAGAACGCUUGUUUGUCACAGUGCGUGGUUUUUGAGAAGUUGGCAAAGCUACAUUUGGGACCGGCUACUCUGUAUUUGAAACCCAGUGAUCUGGCAUUGCGGAGGCAGCUGUGGACUAAGAUAUCUGAUUAUCUUGAUUAUUGGAACGAUGUGUGUGGUUUGUCUGAAAAAUACCUCUGUAGUGAUGAUGAAUAUUUUAGUAUGACGUGUGAAGAAAAUUUCAAGCAACACUUCCUAUUCCAAGCAGUUGAAGAGCUGCAUAUUAACACAGAACUGAAACGCCAAGCAACUGAACUGGUAACAGAAGCUCUGCAAUCAGCCCAGAAGAUAGACAGAGCUUACUGUGAGGCUAUCCUUGUAGUAAACGGUAAAGUUUUAGUCUCUCACUCAUACAGACAAGCUCAGCGACUGGACCCCUCAGAUUUACUCUUUAUACUGUUUAUAGCUCACUGCUCUCUACCCAAGUCUCCUGUAGAAAUAGAUUACGGUGAUAACCUGUCCGAAUCAGAGGAGAUGAAACAUCACCAACAAAACAUCUUUAUCAGAAAAGUAGAUCAGACUGACAAUUACCUGCCCUGUACUCUAACUGCGGUUUGUAUUCGCGCUGGUAUUGUGCUGAUCCUCCUAGCAGAAACUAAGACUGCCAUCGCGCCAAACAUUUGCCGUGCCAUUCAGUCGCUCUCUCAGUUGUACAGCAAAAUAGAUGAGAUUGCUACAGAAGCUGAGAGAGGCCAGCAUAACGCGCAGAUUAAUACCAAGACUCUGCCAACUAAUUUUCUCAAAGUGAAAGGUGUGGUUGAUUUUUAUUUUGCGCGCAUGGAGAAGGACAUGGAAAACAUCAGUACUCGUCUUAGCCACCAGUGGAAUAAAGUACGUGACCACUGGUAUGCGGUUUCCACUAGCGCGGGGCACUUGGGUGAGGAAAACCGGUAUUUUCACGAGUUUGAGAGGAAAACGUUCAGUUUAAUCACCGAUUUAAGGAAACUUUUUUACAGUAUCUACUGCACUGACGAGGACUCGGAGAUCCACAAAGAUAUCAAUGAUAUCUACAAGAAAGUGUCUCUCGGUCUCCGGGACUCCUCCUCAUUUCUCCUGGUGAAAGCUCAGAGAAACUUCACACUCGGCAACUACCUGUCCGUUCCAGGGAUAGUCCACUUCCUUGUGAUUGAUAGGACUAAGAACAAGAUAAUAGUCCCCUCACUUGGCGCUCAAGGGCAGAGUGCCCGCUUCUGUCACAAGAUCAUACAAACACUUGCCAGGUUCCAUCGCAACAUGGUUCACAGCGGCUACCUGGGUGGUUUCAUGAAGAAAAAAGACAUGUUGUUCACAUAUAAACUGUGGUUUCAGAACCAAGGGAAGGUGGUCUCACCGGAGACAACAGUUCAGUAUGUACCUACUCAGCCCCGGUCACAACUACUCUGCAUGUUGUAUCAUAACAUGGUUCAGCAUUACUUUGGUGCACGUGCCCCGCUUGUGGAAUGUUUUGAGCUACUGACUAUACAUAUUGGAGAGGUUCCCUUGGAGUAUGUUAAUGAUUCUGCUACUCGUCUUAUGCAGGUUGUGGUGUCUGAUUUCGCUUCGUAGAUUAUAAUACCUCAUCUAGAUCAUACUCCUACUCCACCAAAUACGAAUACAAUCAAAUAUUCUACGAUUGAAGAUUAAAGC